ACCGUUGGGCGCGCCAACAUGGCCGCUUUGCCGGAGGAGCCGUCGGAGGCUGUAGCUGUAAAGCCCGAUCCUGAUGCAGGAGUGCCGCCGCCCGCUCCGGCUGCUCCUCUCUCCCAGUCCCCGAUCUCGGUGGCAGCAACAGCUGCAACAACUGUCCCCCCUCCGCCUGCCUCCUCGGUCGCCGCCACCCUUCUCGCGGAUGGGGAGCCGCUCGCGGGAGGAGUUGACUCGAAGGGUUCGGUGGCUUCCAGCCCUACGCCGGACGCCUCUCAACUAACCCCUGACCGGCAGACGCUGCUAGCGGUACUGCAGUUCUUGCGGCGCAGCAAUCUCCGCGAAUCUGAGGAGAUCCUCCGUAGGGAAGCCCGUGUCCUCGUCGACGACGUCCCGGGCGACCCGAAUCCCUCAGCGCCCGGAGCCCUGGGAGCUCAUGGCGGGGAAGGACAGGAUCCUAGUGUCGGGAUCUUGGCCCCCGGAGCUGGGGAUGUGCUGCUCAAUUCUGUCAGUUUUGGCCACACUGGAGCUACGAUCUCUCCAGCCUCUAUCGCGACCCCUCCCGCAGCGCCCCUGGGCCCUCCUGGGAAAGUUGGAGUUCUUGUGGAAGAUCAGCCAGAUGUGAGUGCAGUGUUAUCUGCUUAUAAUCAACAGGGAGACCCCGCACUUUACGAAGAAUACUACAGUGGAUUGAAACACUUCAUUGAAUGUGCUCUGGAUUGCCAUAGAGCUGAAUUAUCACAACUUUUUUAUCCUUUGUUUGUACACAUGUACUUAGAACUAGUCUACAAUGGACAUGAAAACGAAGCAAAAUCCUUCUUUGAAAAGUUUCAUGGGGACCAAGAGUGCUAUUACCAAGAUGACUUGCGUGUACUAUCAAGCUUAACCAAAAAAGAGCACAUGAGGGGAAAUGAGACUAUGCUGGAUUUCCGAACAAGCAAGUUUGUGUUGCGAAUUUCCCGUGAUUCUUACCAGCUUCUGAAGAGACAUCUUCAGGAGAAACAGAAUAAUCAGAUCUGGAGCAUUGUUCAAGAACACCUUUAUAUUGAUAUCUUUGAUGGAAUGCCUCGUAGUAAACAACAGAUUGAUGCUAUGGUGGGAAGUUUAGCUGGAGAAGCAAAACGAGAAGCAAAUAAAGCAAAGGUAUUUUUUGGCUUAUUAAAAGAACCAGAAAUUGAGUUGCCUUUGGAUGAUGAAGAUGAAGAAGGAGAGAAUGAGGAGGGCAAGCCAAAGAAAAAGAAGCCAAGAAAAGAUAGCAUGGGAUCAAAAAGUAAAAAGCAGGAUCCAAAUGCCCCUCCUCAGAAUAGAAUCCCUCUUCCUGAGCUAAAGGAUUCUGAUAAGCUGGAUAAAAUAAUGAAUAUGAAGGAAGCCACUAAACGUGUUCGGCUUGGUCCUGAUUGUUUGCCUUCUAUUUGCUUCUACACAUUUCUUAAUGCAUACCAGGGCCUUACAGCUGUGGAUGUUACAGAUGACUCUAGCAUGAUUGUUGGAGGCUUUGCUGAUUCCACUGUCAGGGUAUGGUCUGUGACACCCAAAAAGCUUCGCAGUGUGAAAUCAGCCACAGAUCUCAGUCUCAUAGAUAAAGAAUCUGAUGAUGUUUUAGAAAGAAUCAUGGAUGAAAAAACAGCAAGUGAACUGAAGAUUUUAUAUGGUCAUAGUGGACCUGUCUAUGGUGCCAGCUUUAGCCCUGAUAGGAACUAUUUGUUAUCAUCUUCAGAGGACGGCACUAUCAGAUUGUGGAGUCUUCUAACCUUUUCUUGUUUAGUGGGAUACAAAGGACACAACUAUCCUGUAUGGGACACACAAUUCUCUCCAUAUGGAUAUUACUUUGUAUCUGGUGGUCACGACAGAGUGGCUCGUUUGUGGGCUACAGAUCACUAUCAGCCUUUGCGGAUCUUUGCUGGUCAUCUUGCAGAUGUCACAUGUACACGUUUUCACCCAAACUCCAACUACAUUGCUACAGGCUCAGCAGACAGAACUGUGAGGCUUUGGGAUGUACUUAAUGGAAACUGUGUAAGAAUCUUCACAGGACAUAAGGGACCAGUUCAUUCAUUAGCAUUUUCUCCUAAUGGAAGAUUCUUGGCAACUGGAGCAACUGAUGGAAGAGUGCUUCUGUGGGAUAUUGGCCAUGGUUUAAUGGUAGGAGAAUUAAAAGGACAUUCAGACACAAUCUAUGCACUCAAAUUCAGUAGAGAUGGAGAGAUCUUAGCUUCAGGUUCAAUGGACAACACAGUUAGGCUCUGGGAUGCUGUGAAAGCAUUUGAGGACUUGGAGACAGAUGAUUUUACAACAGCCACUGGACACAUAAACCUUCCUGAAAGUUCACAGGACUUGCUGUUGGGCACGUAUAUGACCAAAUCAACCCCUGUUAUACACCUCCACUUUACUCGAAGAAAUUUACUUCUUGCUGCUGGGGCUUAUAGUCCUCAGUAAAGUAGGUGGCUUGAUUAUGCAAGUCUUGUAAAGUAUGCUUAGAUCUUCGUAGUACUGAAUACUACUGUUAAUAUAUUGUACUAAUGAACUGAAGUUCUACUGGUACAACGAGUGCAAACUGUAAGUAUAGCAGGGCAGAAAGAAAAAGAGUGGCAUUUCUGCUUUUUUCCACCCCCCUCCCAAUUUGUGCAGUCUUUUCCAGUGAAACCAGAAAGAAGGAAUUAAGUGAUGCCUGCUGCAAAGGUAGUGUAGGUAGAUAGGCAGCUAAUUUGGGUACCAUGUCUAGGAGGUAGUCCUGCUGGCUUCUAGUCAAUCCUUUUUUCUCUUUCCCAUAUGGUCCCUGGGAUACCUUUCCCAACAUUAUCAUAGGUUUAGCUACUCAAAUAUUUAUCUGUAAAACUUGUUCAAAAAAGUUAGGAGGGUAGAAUGUACAGAGCAAUGUGCUACAUUUAUGUAGCAAAGAAGCCAGAAUGAUUCUUUGACUUAAGCACCCCAGAGCUUAAAAAUAUCACAUUAUAUAACUACGUAUGUAUUGGGAAUUACUCAAAUAAGUAGCAUUUUAGAAGAUGGACUUUAUAAAUGUUACUUAAAACUUUUAACAGAGAAACUGGCUUCUUUAAGAAUUCUGAAUAUUGUUCUACAGAAGUAAAAACUAUUGUCACAGAAAAAUGAUUAUUCAAAUGUGAAUCAGAAAAAUAGCGGGCCUUAAACUUUUCCGUAAUUCUUGGGUUUAUGCUUUCAUUGAAAUAUAUCAGUUAUACAUUGAGUGUUGAAAUCAAGCAGUAUGGAUCCAGUAUUUUUUAAAAAAUUGAUUUUGUAUUUUAUACAGUUUUA
This is a messenger RNA of Candoia aspera, 3261 nucleotides long. It is a transcript of the gene TAF5, whose product is annotated as TATA-box binding protein associated factor 5. Gene Ontology annotation, cellular component: transcription factor TFIID complex. Lineage: Eukaryota; Metazoa; Chordata; Lepidosauria; Squamata; Candoiidae. Gene Ontology annotation, molecular function: protein binding; RNA polymerase II general transcription initiation factor activity. The coding region runs from base 19 to 2427 and encodes 802 amino acids. The transcript is spliced from 11 exons. The record is from RefSeq and is a predicted model, not a curated record. Gene Ontology annotation, biological process: transcription initiation at RNA polymerase II promoter.